GUGAAGUCAACAGAAUGAUAAUUUUCCUUGUCACCGUGAGCACCGCCCUCUUGUGCUCACACGCCGUCGCUGCGAGUAGCUACUUGGGACUUGCCCAGGGAACGCCACUCGGAGGAUUUUCGCAACAUGGUGGCUUGAUCCCCGGUGGUCUUUAUGGCAACGGUGCGUCCCUUGUCAACCACGGACUUCCAAUGGGACAUUUGCCAGGACCGAUAUACGGGAGUGGAGGCUACUUGGACUACGCAUACGGAACUGGUGCACACUUUGGAAAUCCAUAUGGAAAAGCAAGCUUUCCCAAAUAUUUAUAUGGAAACCCCCUUGGCCUUGCCAACCCAUACGGCGCUCUACGAAACGUUGGAGUCGGUGGAGUGAACGACGCUGAGGAUGAAACAUCUGCCUCUGGAUUAGAUGCUACAAAUGGAGCUGAUUUUGUUUCCAACAAUCAAAUCGGGGAUUCCACUCUAGCUGGAAUUAGUGGUUUAUAUUCCAGUCCCAUUGCUGGAUUGAGUGGCUUCCAUUCCGCUCUUCUUCCUCACACUUCCAGUGUUGCUUUAGGAACCCACCCUUAUGCUCUUGGACCUCACUCUUCUAUUGCUGGUUUGGGAGGAUUCCCUUAUGCUGCUGGACAUCACGACUCUCUUUCUGCCUUUAGUGGAAUCCUCCCUAAUAUUGGAGCUGCAGGCCAAUUCUCUUAUGGUUUUAAGCCUCACACUCCCAUUGAUUAUUUAACUGGAUUCCCUUAUGCAGGUGGACCUCACGCUCCCCUUGCUGCUUCAGCUGGAUUCCACGCAGGUCUUGGUGGACUGUCUCCUUAUGUUGGACCGUACGCUGCUGGUGCUGGUUUUGGCAGAUUCAACCCUUCUUUUGGACAAAAUAUCCCAAGCGAUGCUUUAAGGUAUCGUUCCUCACUCAACAUGUCUUCAGGGAACAUGAACAACCAGGAAGCACAUGAGGAAUAAAUUUACCAAAUAGGCAGAAAUGCAAACUCGAAUAAAAUAACUUUCAUAACUA
Molecule: messenger RNA, 1011 nt
Organism: Penaeus vannamei (Pacific white shrimp)
Lineage: Eukaryota; Metazoa; Arthropoda; Malacostraca; Decapoda; Penaeidae
Source: RefSeq, a predicted model, not a curated record